Penicillium soppii is the source of this 315-nucleotide messenger RNA. RefSeq lists its product as uncharacterized. The transcript is spliced from 2 exons. Bases 1 to 315 code for a protein of 104 amino acids. The record is from RefSeq and is a predicted model, not a curated record. Lineage: Eukaryota; Fungi; Ascomycota; Eurotiomycetes; Eurotiales; Aspergillaceae.
AUGGCUGCCCUUACCAUGAAGGCACGCAACAUAAUUGGAGCAUUCGGCAAGUUCCAAGAGCAGCACUCAGCAAAUCACACCAUUUUGGAGACGAACAAGCCUCAGCCUGGAGAGGUCGCUUCGUAUGCGGCCUAUCUUUCAGAUCAUAAUCUGGAGGUGGGGCAUAUGAAUCAUCACCCUGACAAGUGGCAAGAUCUCUACAAACAUUCCCGCGCGUGUGCCAAGUUGCUUCACGCAGAGGGUAACGUCAGCUUUGAGUUGCUUCUCUGGCAAACUUCUAUGAAAGCGUUACGAACUUUGUUCGUUGAUUUUUGA